ACCCUCAAUCUCACAAACCCUCAAUCUCAUUAAACUCUCUUCAGUUCCCAACUUCCCAAUUUUCACACAAAUCCACAAUCUAAGCCAACUCUUUUUUCUCAAUCGAACCCGAUUUUGGUCACGAACCCAUUCACCAAUCUUUCUCUACCUCAGAAUCUGUCGUUCGCUUUUCAUAAUGAAGAACACCGUGUGAUGCUCAACCUGCGUUCACUAAUAUUGUUGGAUCCGUGUUUCUCUUGAUUAGCUUCAAUUUCCGUGCGCUUUUUUUUUUAUCAGGUUUGGCGAAAGAGAAGAUUGGUGGAUUUAGAAAUUGUCACCACAUAUGAAACGAAGAACCCUAAAAUCAAAGGAAUUAGAAAUUGAUAGUCACGGAAACUUCUCUCAACUCGCUAAUUCUCUCCCCUGUUCAGUCAUCAUUUCACCGCCGAUAACUCCUCCUUCAAUUGGUAAACCAUAUGAAUCUUGUGUCCAGGAACAAAAAGAUACAAGAUAUUUCAAUCUUGAAGGGUCAUUGCCAAGACCUUCUUGCUUCCAUGCAGGACAGACAUCUGGAACAUUUGAGUCAAUUGACAGUGCUUUUGGGGUUUGUAAUGAUAUUAGUGUCAUAUCGAUUUACAGGAACAACAUCUAGAACAUUUGAGUCAAUUGACACAAAAUGAAGACAGUUGAAGAAGAUGAUGAAAUUAAGUUGCACAUCAUUGCCACUAUUUCAACACUUGUACCAAAAUAUCUUGCUUAUGCCAGAUUGGUAUAAUUGAAUCUUUUAGCAUCUAUAUAUGGUUUUUUUACAAUUGAUAUGCAAUCAUUUACAUAUGUCAUAGGUAGGUGAAUUUCUAUUAAACUGGUGUAUUUAAAGUUUUCCUAGAUUCAUAGGCAUAUUGGUCCAAGGAUGCAGUAUGAGUUAUACUAAUGACAUUAUUUUUGUCGCAUUUCUAAGUUAUUAAUUGUAUAAAUACAAUUGUGUUCUUGGCUUU
This is a messenger RNA of Trifolium pratense (red clover), 974 nucleotides long. RefSeq lists its product as uncharacterized. Bases 323 to 631 code for a protein of 102 amino acids. The record is from RefSeq and is a predicted model, not a curated record. The transcript has 3 exons. Lineage: Eukaryota; Viridiplantae; Streptophyta; Magnoliopsida; Fabales; Fabaceae.